Polyodon spathula (Mississippi paddlefish) is the source of this 3794-nucleotide messenger RNA. Its product is annotated as cation channel sperm-associated protein subunit gamma-like. The record is from RefSeq and is a predicted model, not a curated record. The transcript has 30 exons. Lineage: Eukaryota; Metazoa; Chordata; Actinopteri; Acipenseriformes; Polyodontidae. Bases 1 to 3516 code for a protein of 1171 amino acids. Gene Ontology annotation, cellular component: CatSper complex; sperm principal piece; motile cilium.
AUGCCUGGCUGGCUCCUGUCCCAGCUCUGGCCCCUGGCCCUGGCCGUGCUGUGGGCCCCCCUGUGCCGGCCGCAGGCCUGUGAGUGGUUCGUUCGACUCGGCGCCCUCGAGGAUCUGCACGAGUUCCACUGGAGCCUGGAGAAGCAGCAGCCGGUCACCAGCAUGCAGAGUGUGAUGGAGACCCUGACUGACCAGGCUGUGGAUCCACUGGAUCAGAAAGCAAAGUACCUGUGCUUUCCCUACUACAUCAGAAUAGACCUGGCGUGCAGGACAGCGGAGUUUGGAAGCUCAGCAGUGCGUGAGGCUCACCUGUCAGGGAUGAAGCCUGUUGUCACGGUGAGAUUCCAGGAGCCCGCCCACCCUGUCCGUCAGAAGCCUGAGAGGCUGGAGGCGGUCCUGACUGCAGCGCCGCUAUUGGACGAGGUCGGCUGUCACAGUGAGGUGUGUUCUAUGGGCUGGUACGUCCCCUUUCCACUCCUAAACGGGUCAGUGGUCUACCGGGUUCUGGUCCAAACCAACGGGCUGGGCCGGCACAUACCGGACAAGAGCUUUGCCAUGAAUGUGGACGGCUACGUGAGACCCAGCAAAAGCUCGCCCGGCCUGAUGGAGAGGUCGUUUGGAACGGAGGUGAUGGCCCUGCCCUCGAUGAUGAAGAGCCUGCACCCCUCUCGUCCGCUGUGGUUUGUUCGGUCCGUGACGCCGGUGCUGGUUCUGGGGGGUGUCCCCAAUAAUAAAGUGGUGCUGGUGUCAUCCACCGAGUUCAGGCACUCAACACUGGUGGAGGUGAGUAUCGAUAGCUGCUGGGUGGGGUCACUGAGCUGCCCGCAGGCGAACUUCUCCUCCACGAUCCAGGAUGUGAUCUCCACCGAGAGCACAAUUUUCAUCCGACAGAACCAGCUGGUGUACCGAUUCACUGGAGACUUCACACUGCUGCCCCUCACAGAGAAGCCCUCAGAGUUCUGGACCCGCAUGUUCAAAGGGCUUUGUGUGGAGAGGCUGGUCCCAGUGUAUUUGCCCUUCAAUGGAAAGGAGUAUUUCUAUGUGGUGGGAGGAGGCUGGCAGAGUGGAUACAUCUAUUCAGUAGAACUACAGGAUGGCUCUGUAUAUAGCUAUGAUAUUGUUGACCGAGAUGGAAAGAGACCCUGCGACUUUGUGGAAUGCAGAGACACCGCUGCCUUCACAUUUCCCACCCCGCUGCCCACAUUCAUACCCAGAGAGCAGGGCUCUGGGUUCCUGAUUGUGACUGGCUCCGAGUUGUUCACCGACACCCCGCUGGUCAUCAGAGGAGUCGAGUUCAACCCGUACAGCUGGCUGCUCAUUCUCUGGGGGAACGCGCUCAUCUGCUCAUACGACAGUGCUGUCACCUACAUGUUCUUCACUGGCUUCCCUGCCACUCAGAUGAUCAAAUACUUCGCUCUGUCCUUCCAAGGGGAGUUUACCUUCGUCACUGAGGAUGAGGAGGUGCGGUCUGUUCUCCUCUCCUUCACCCUCCCUCCCCUCUCUGUGUGGUGGGGUUUGGAGGGGCACCCCCAGGUGGUUCUCUUGCGUCCCUCCCCUGCCUGGGACUCGCUGGUGAUGCUGCAGCAGCUGAGGGGCCCGGCCACUGUGGAACAGGAGAGCCUCCUCACUGUCUUCUACAGCACAGAGGGGCAGCUGCACGAGGUGGUGUACACAGAGAGCGUGGCGGGGGUUGGCUCUGUGGCUAAGAGGAAGAUUCCCUUGUCUGAGCUCCUGUCUCUCCUCAGGUUCUCCUCUCACCUGCCCAGCAGCUCUGUCACACGGACCAGCUGGCUGAGAGGACUCUAUUUCUGGGCUGAGCUUUUAUUGGGGUCAAAUUUGUCUCCACUUUUGCAGAUUGGGGAUAUCAACCCUUACAUAUAUAGCCUCUGUCUCUUCUCUAGCCCCCCCCCUCUCUCCUCUCUCAGGCAGGGUGGUCUUUUUGUGUUCCCCUAUCCCUGCCCUUUCCAGCGGAUGCAUUUUGAAAGCCUCCCUCCUCCCAAUCUGUUCAGCCGGAUCCAGCAGUACCGGGCCGAGCCCCCCGAGGUUCUGGACCCGAUGGGCUUCUACUCUCCGAGUUCCCUCUCCAUCUACCACGGGCUCCUGUACCAGCUGCUGUGGCUGCACUCCCAGUAUAACCGGCCGUACGGAGACCCAGUUCACGACCCGACCUGGCGUUGGUGGAAGAACAAAGCCAUGUACGAGGAUUACUACUCGUACCUGGCCAGUAACCGUCUAUCCAGUGGGGGGGUGCAUGUGGAGAUGAGGUACUACGCCAAGGAGCACAGGGGCUGGAGCCAGCACUCCCUCCCAGACCGGAUCUACCUGGACAGGACCAGCACCUACCACUUCACAGUGUACCUGAGCCUGCGCAACCGUGCCCACUUGCAGAGGAAGCUCAGCAGUGUCUGGCUCGCUGCGGUCAUUUCAAACAUUGAUUACAUCGACAUCCUGGUGACUCGGCAGGAGCUCAUCAACAGAGGAGCCGUGCUGUACCAGGUAACCAUCCACACUGAUCAAAUCACGCUGGUCGAAAGAGCGAAGAUUACAACACAGAGCCUGACAGGACUGAAUCUCAAGAGCUUCAGCUUCACACUGUCGGUGAUGAAUGGAAUGAAGUCCUGCUACCAAGAGACUGAGUCUGGGCUGGAGCGGCAGGGUUACACUAUGCUCCCAGUGUCAGUGGGCUGCCCCCCUGGUCGCAGGAUAGCGUUUGACAUCACGUACACGCUGCAGUACACCAAGGAGACCAAUAAGCGCUACUUUGACUGCCUGGACCCUGACCCAGAGAUGCCCUGCUUCUACUAUGAGGACACUUUCUACCCUUUCUUCCAGAUCCAGGACAUGGUGUCAGGAGAUUCGGGACAGUUCCUGGGCAGCUACACCUUUCUGAUCAUUGGAGGAGGCCCCUACUCCCUGGACAAUAUGAGACAUUACAGUGAGGAGGAGAUCCUGAUAUACAACAGCCAGAGCCACAGUGAUAAGAUGGCUCUGAUCUGGACAAUGCCUGAAGGGAACGUCAACAAAACAGAACAAGGCUUCUACAUCUUCCAUGGGACUGCUAACAGCGUGGGCUGGAUUUGUCAGACUCGCUCUCCCUGCUCUGACAUCACUGCAGAUGGGCUCCAGGCUCCAGACUUCUACUUCUUUGUGGAGGUCUCUAACAGGGGAGUGGACACCAGCACGUACUGUGACUACAAGCUGCAGUUUGUGAUUCACAUCCACGGCCUGCCUCUCAACGCCUACAGAGGACUCUUCUGCAUGCUGGUGACGAUGGGUAUUCUGUGCAGUGUGCUGUUCUGCUUCAUCCUCUAUCAGUGCUGUGGACACCUGAUCUAUCAGAAAAUAACCGGAGUGAUCGACAACAUCAAGCACAGAAUGUUGCAGACCAGUGGCUCUGAGGUUUACCACUACAGUGAGGAGACACUCCACCUUCCUCGAGGCAGCAUUGCCGUGCACAGAGCAUCCGUAUUGGCUAAGCCCCGCCCUCCUGGACUUGAUGCGCACCCCCACCACUGAGGAACCCGAACAAAGACUUUCCCACCCCCCUCCCCUCAAAGCUGUUACAGCGCCUCCUGUCUAUCAGUUUUUAUACAAAGACUCAAAGAAACUCUUUGCAGUUCAAACCUUCUAGUUAUUCAUUUUUGAUCAGAAUUGAAAAGUCUUGGUUUCCUUUGUUUUUUUGUUUUUUUUGAUGCAGUAAUUUAUAAAACUGCGUUUCAGGAGCACAUUUAAACAGGGUUGUGUUUGCCAGUUCAUUUCAAGCCAUGUUUGAUCCAGUGUCUGAAAUCUAUAGA